Messenger RNA from Onthophagus taurus, 1075 nucleotides. The record is from RefSeq and is a predicted model, not a curated record. Lineage: Eukaryota; Metazoa; Arthropoda; Insecta; Coleoptera; Scarabaeidae.
GUCAAAAUGGUGAUGAUUCCUCAUUAAACUCAUCAAAAAGUUCAAGUGGUGCGAUAAGUAAAAAACAACGAAAAGCUCGAACAGCUUUUACCGACCUUCAAUUACAAACGUUAGAGAAAAGUUUCGAACGUCAAAAAUACCUCAGCGUUCAAGAUCGAAUGGAAUUAGCGGCUAAAUUGAGUUUAACCGAUACUCAGGUCAAAACGUGGUAUCAAAAUAGAAGAACUAAAUGGAAACGACAAACGGCUGUCGGAUUAGAAUUAUUAGCUGAAGCUGGAAAUUAUGCAGCUUUUCAACGAUUAUACGGAGCACCACCUUACGGUUGUUGGUAUCCUCCUCAAUCAGGACCAAGCGCAGCCCCGAGUGCAGCUGAUUUAUAUUACAGACAGGCGGCGGCUGCGGCUGCUGUAACGCUCCAGAAACCGUUACCUUAUCGAUUAUAUCCCCCGGGAAUGGGAUUGGGUAUCCCAGGACCUAGUGCUCACCUAAACAGUUUAGCAGCAAGCAGUUCAUUGACCAAUUUAUCGAAUUAUUAUGGUGGUGGUCAAACGACGGAAUCAACAGCACCACGAUCUCCAAGCCCGGACACACCACUCGAUCCGGGUUCUCCCGGAUCGGGAGGAAGAAGGACGCCAAGUGACGAUGAGGACACUAUACACGUGUAAAAUAAAUAUUUAAGAAGAUAUUUAAGAAGAUGAAACGUAGUGGUGGUGUGCAAAAUGAGACUUAAAAAUAAUUUCGAAAAAAUUUCGGAACGAAGAAGAGUAUAUGUUAUCGAUAGUGCUGACAGUUUUUGAAUUGUGAUAUCACGGACGUUUAUGUACAGACGGUUGUUAAUUUAUUCGAGGAACUUUUUGUUUCGUUUUUUAAUUUUUUUCAGUCCGCGCUUUUCGGUGUUUUCCGUGUCUCCACGUCCAUCCGGCGAAGUGUCAAAAACCGUCACAUUCCGUUGGUUUCGGCGUGAAUCUCCCCUCCCCAUUUUACAUUUUUCUUUUUUUAAUUUUUCGUGUAAAUCACACUUCUGUAUUUUUGUGUAUAAAUUUUGAAACGAUUAAACGAAGAUUAAGUUUAACAA